Eleginops maclovinus (Patagonian blennie) is the source of this 2165-nucleotide messenger RNA. It is a transcript of the gene p4hb, whose product is annotated as prolyl 4-hydroxylase, beta polypeptide. Gene Ontology annotation, cellular component: endoplasmic reticulum. NCBI's taxonomy places the organism in Eukaryota, Metazoa, Chordata, Actinopteri, Perciformes, Eleginopidae. The coding region runs from base 193 to 1731 and encodes 512 amino acids. Gene Ontology annotation, biological process: protein folding; response to endoplasmic reticulum stress. The record is from RefSeq and is a predicted model, not a curated record. The transcript has 11 exons. Gene Ontology annotation, molecular function: protein disulfide isomerase activity.
GCGCACUACGGCUGACCCCUCCGGUUUCUGCGUGCGGUGCCACGUUAGUAGCGGUAGACACAAAAUACUAGCUACUCUCCCAACCUUAAACAAGGAAGAACACCAGAACUAGGACCACUUUCACAGCUAACCCGUAGCCGACAGUUUCUGGAGCUCUAGUGUCUCUGUCAAGAACAACAUUCGACGCUUAUCAUGCUGAAGCUUCUGCUCAUCUGCACACUGGCUGUUGCCAGCAGAGCCGAAAUCGCUGAGGAAGAUGAUGUCCUGGUACUGAAGAAAAGUAACUUCGACGAGGCUCUGAAAGCUCACCCCAACAUCCUGGUGGAAUUCUAUGCCCCAUGGUGCGGUCACUGCAAGGCCCUGGUUCCAGAGUACGCCAAGGCUGCCGGCAUACUGAAGGCCGAGGGCUCAGCGGUGCGCCUGGGUAAGGUGGACGCCACAGAGGAGACUGAACUGGCCCAGGAGUAUGGUGUGCGGGGAUACCCCACCAUCAAGUUCUUCAAGGGUGGAGAGAAGGAGUCACCCAAAGAGUACUCUGCUGGCAGGCAGGCUGACGACAUUGUGGCCUGGCUGAAGAAGCGCACCGGCCCGGCCGUCGCAACCCUGGCUGGAGUCACCGAGGCCGAGUCUCUGAUCGCUGACAGCGAGGUGGCAGUCAUCGGAUUCUUUAAGGAUGCUGAGUCUGACGGUGCCAAAGCCUUCGAGAAGGCAGCUGAAGCCACAGACGACGUCCCCUUCGCCAUGACCGCCAGCGACGACAUUUUCGCCAAGUACGAGGUGGUGAAGGACAGCGUUGUCCUCUUCAAGAAGUUUGAUGAAGGGCGCAACACCUUUGACGGAGAGCUGACCAAAGAAGACCUCCUGGCUUUCGUCAAGGCCAACCAGCUGCCUCUGGUCAUCGAGUUCACAGAGCAGACUGCCCCGAAAAUCUUCGGUGGAGAAAUCAAGUCCCACAUCCUCAUGUUCCUGCCCAAAACGGCUAAAGACUUUGACGACAAAAUGGACCAAUUUAAGAAAGCUGCAGAGGGAUUCAAGGGCAAGAUCCUGUUUAUCUUCAUCGACAGCGACGUGGAUGACAACCAGCGCAUCCUGGAGUUCUUCGGCCUGAAGAAAGAGGAGUGCCCCGCCAUCCGCCUCAUCACCCUGGAGGACGAGAUGACCAAGUACAAGCCCGAGAAUGACGCCAUCACAGCAGAGAGCAUCAUCGGCUUCUGCAAACUUUUCGCUGAGGGCAAACUCAAGCCCCACCUCAUGAGUCAGGACAUCCCUGAAGACUGGGACAAAACCCCUGUCAAGAUUUUGGUGGGAAAGAACUUCGAGGAGAUCGCAUUCCAUCCCUCCAAGAACGUCUUUGUGGAGUUCUAUGCACCUUGGUGUGGACACUGCAAACAGCUGACUCCCAUCUGGGAGAAGCUGGGAGAGAAGUACAAGGACAGCGCCGACAUCGUUGUGGCUAAGAUGGACUCCACAGCCAAUGAGAUCGAGACGGUCAAAGUCCACAGCUUUCCCACUCUCAAGUUCUUCCCCGCAGGAGACGAGCGCAAGGUGAUCGAUUACAACGGGGAGAGAACACUAGAGGGCUUCAGCAAGUUCCUGGAGAGCGGCGGUAAAGAUGGCGGCGCCCCCGCUGGAGACGACGAUGACGAUAUGGACGCAGAGGAUUUAGAUGACGUGGACGAAGGACAGGACAUUGACUCUGAUGGCGAGGACGACGGUCACGACGAGUUGUAAGAGCUGGAAGAGGAGAGAGAGAGGAGACGAGUCCCGCCCCGCCCCAACCCUUCCGACCAUCACCACCAUCACUUCCUCGUGGACCUUCCCUGUCCUGUGAACAUUAAUACUUCCUCUCAGUCAGUCAUCCAUCAGUGGCGUGGCAGGGGCUUCUUUUUUUUUUGCCAGCCACAUCUCCAACUUCACAACAUCUGGCCAGACUCGUCUUGUCCAACCGAGGGAGGAGGGGGGGGACUCUGUGGAAGAGCGCAGCACCUCCAUGGGAGACCUCAAUGCCUUCUGCUCCACAUCAGCUGUUUGCCUUGUAUAUUUAAACCAAAUGUAAGAACGGCAUUGAGAUCCAGUUUCAUAAUGUUUGCUUUGUCUCCUGUUGAAUUUGCUCCCCUCCUCCCUUUAGAAAAACUAAAGAAAAAAGAAAAGCCUUGCCAUGUUCA